This is a messenger RNA of Kluyveromyces marxianus DMKU3-1042, 1227 nucleotides long. RefSeq names its product sphingosine N-acyltransferase lac1 (gene lag1). Bases 1 to 1227 code for a protein of 408 amino acids. Gene Ontology annotation, cellular component: membrane. Gene Ontology annotation, molecular function: sphingosine N-acyltransferase activity. Lineage: Eukaryota; Fungi; Ascomycota; Saccharomycetes; Saccharomycetales; Saccharomycetaceae. The transcript has a single exon. The record is from RefSeq and is a predicted model, not a curated record. Gene Ontology annotation, biological process: ceramide biosynthetic process.
AUGGGGUCCGAGCUGAGAUACAGAGUAGCAACAAACGUGAUGGAGAACGCGAGUGCAGCACGUUUAGCAAUGGAAUCAGAAACGAGGCUUCAAUGCUCGAAAAGUCAGACGGAAUCGUCGAAGGUGGAGGUGAAACGGGAGGUUAAGGAGAGGAGGAAAGCGAGGUCUGGGUCUGGGAUGAGUGCGAACGAGCGGAUCUCUCGAGUUGACAGGUGUAGCGUUGCGGUGUCGAGCGUUUUGCUUGCAGUGCUGUUCUGGGCGAACAAGAACUUCGAUAGCAGAUAUACUGAUAAGUUUUUGAAGCUGCAAUACGAAUACGAGACGAGCCGUGGCAGCUACGACAUUGGGGUUGACGAUGUGUAUAUUGUGUUGACGUUCAUUGUUGUGUUUUGCUUGAGCCGUUCGUUUUUGCUUGAGUUUAUGCUGAAGCCCGUUGCUAGGAAGAGAUUUGGGUUGACGAGUAACAAAGCGUUGCAACGGUUUGGGGAGCAAGGUUGGUCGUUGGUUUAUUACACGUUUUCGUGGUCUGUGGGCUUUUACUUGUACUACUACUCGCCAUACUUUUUGGAUAUCGACCACAUUUACCAGGGCUGGCCACAUGAUAGGAUGUCAGGGCUGUUCAAGACGUACUACCUGUUCCAGAUUGCUGCGUGGUUCCAUCAGAUCAUCGUUCUGAAUGUGGAGGAGAGACGUAAGGACCACUGGCAGAUGUUUGCGCACCAUAUCAUAACCGUGGCGUUGACCACUGGGUCGUAUUAUUACUACUUCACGCGCAUUGGCCAUGUGAUACUUAUUUUGAUGGACAUUGUGGACGUGAUGCUUUCUUCAGCCAAGAUGCUCAAGUACUGCGGGUUUUCAACGCUGUGCGAUGUAAUGUUCGUUGUAUUCUUGUUCUGGUGGAUCAUGCUGAGACACGUUGCUUACAAUUAUAUCGUUUACCGGUCCGUGUCGAUAAUCGACGGGCUGCUAGAUGGAAGCAGGUGUGUCGCCGGCGUGGUGCAGAAAAGAUGUCUGACACCAGUGGUGAACAACACAUUUAUUACGUUGCUCUGCGGGCUGCAGGUCAUCACGUGUAUCUGGAUGUAUCUGAUCCUGAAGGUGUUUGUGAAGGUCAUCACGGGCACUGGUGCAGAGGACGUCCGUAGCGACGGCGAAGAGAGCAGCACCAGCGAGGAAACCAGCGACGAUAUAGAACUCAUGGAUGAGAAGGAGGAGGAUGAAGAUUAA